Molecule: messenger RNA, 2317 nt
Organism: Uloborus diversus
Lineage: Eukaryota; Metazoa; Arthropoda; Arachnida; Araneae; Uloboridae
Exons: 14
Coding region: 1-1617 (538 amino acids)
Source: RefSeq, a predicted model, not a curated record
AUGGCCAUAGCUAAGCUGGAAUUGCAAUUUUCUUCAACAGCUUCACAAGGUUGUGAAUUUCCAGCCAAAUGGACAGGUGUCUGGUUUCAGAAAGGAGUACAUCCGCCCAUUAAAAUAGAGAAGGAUCUGUUUUCUCUAAAAGGAAAGUGCUUAGCAGCCGAUAGCCACAUGUUUUACAUUGAAGACGCGAAAGAAAAGUGUUUUCGGUGUGUUGUAAUAUAUGAAAAACAUCCUAAUGUUUUACAGUACAGAGAAACCUAUUGUGAUGGUUACAAGUCCCUCCAUCAAGCAUGUUCCACAAUAAAUGCUGAUGCACCACUUUUUUCACUUUUUCGGGUGGAUGCAGAGCCUGUGUCUUGUCAACUUCGAGGGCCCUUUACUUUCACAUACAGCCGAGGCCACGGUGAAUGCCUUUACCCUUUGUCCUACAUUGAUACUUGUACAGACGACUCUAGAUUAUUGUUUAGGUUUCAAGCAUGUGCUGAUGUAAUUGGUACGGAGAGUUCCGUUGAACAAUUAAGUUGUUUAGCUGUCUGGAAAGAAGGUUCUGCACAUUAUUUAGUUGGAAAGAUGUCAAAUGAAAAACACUAUAACAGGCCCUUUACGGAUGAUAAUGCUUAUCGCUGUUUUGUUUUUGAUUAUUUACCAGAAAAGGGUGGAAUUCAAAUGUCACAAUCAGCUGAUGCAACUUGCGAUGGUCUGGUAUCUCCAUGGGAAGGAUCUAGAACAAUGAAAUUAAACAAAAGCAAACAUCCAGUUCCCAGUUGCUCUUUCCCGUCGUGGGUGACUACAUCGCAUCGAUGGCACACUUUGGACGGAAAGAGACUUUACACGUUCAGCCAUAAAAACACGUCCUUUAAAAUAACACAUCUUCACGAUCCAGUGGAUACGAAGUUCAUUUGCAUAGAAGACGUAUCUGUUACUCCGAACACAAGCACGUUCAUUACAUACAGUAUGUCCGGAUGCAAAAAUGGAUACGUUUGUAUGAAAAUUUAUCGAAGACACAGACACAUAAUUGAAAUUCAGUUUGGUGAUUUGGCGCGGAGUCCUCAAGAAGCCUGUCACAUGAUCUCCCCAGAUGUUUAUAACGGCCAAGAGUUUGUGACAUUAGUAGCGAAUUCAGCUACAUCAUCUGGGUGUCCUCAAUUAGUUGAAACAAACGGACUUCGAGUUCAAAUGGGUAAACUUGCUUCAUCAUCUUUCCGACCAGAACUAUGCCAUGAUUCGUCUGCGCGGAUUGUUGGUUGUCGUUCCACUGACUCUAUAGAAUUCCUUACUAGCUGUGCAUCCUUUACAGAUGUUAAAAGUUUUCAUUGCCAUGGCGAUUGGGAAGAAAAUGGCAGAAGCUAUCUCGUUACAGGAUUACGGAAUACGAAGACAAAAUAUUGCUUUGUGUAUUGGACCAAUGACAAAACUACACAUCUAUCUGGAAUUCACGACACAUGUAGGAGAACAAUUGAACCUGGAGUAACCGGAAACUUCACCUUCAAUAUUUCAUCAGCAGGACUUUGUGACAGUUUACUGAAUGGAAAUUACAUCGGCCGUGGCUCCAGCGUUAUCUUCUCUUCCGGCAGUCUUGUUUUCAUUGUCCUGCUGUCCUUUGUCCUGAUUCGGUGACAACUACUGUAAACGGCAGAUCCUGAGAUUAAAAAAUGGGAUUUGUAAUGAUGGAGGUGACUUUAAUUAAGCAUCUCACAGUGCCUAGUCAUGUGGAGGAGGACUUUGUAAAUUGCUUGAAAAUAAUACUAUAGCGACCAAAUUUUUAACUGGACUGACAACUGAUUGCGCAUGUCAAUAACAUAAACCAGCGAUCAAGAAUGAGGGAGCAAAGGUUUCAAGAGGGAAACAUUUAUUUCUCUUUGCAUUUAUGUUUGUCAUAUUUAUUUGCAAUGUAACCACGGUUAGAAUUUUUAAUUUAUUCAAAGGAGAGUCAAAGUGGUAAAUGUUAAGCUACGUGAUCUUUCGUUUAUGAAGGCGAAGAAAACAUAAUUUUGCAACCCUGCGAGGAAAGAAACAUAACUCAAAAAAAAAAAAAAAAAAAAAAAACAGCCUUUUAAAGAAUCACUGUUUAACGCAAUGGUAGUUGAAAACAAUUUAGCCUCAAAUAUUAAUGUGCGCAAAAAAUUAUAAUGUUAUGCUUACUCGUUGGUAUAUGCUGUUUAAAUUAAUAAUGCACACCUAAAGUUCGAUAUUUUUCUUUCUAAAUUAUGAAAUCAUAAAUGUGUUUCAUUAUUGAUUAUAUCAGGGUUACGCCACAAUGGACCAAAUAUAUGUCAACUUUGUGGAAAUAUUUUGGCAGAAAAGAGCAUUAAAUUUA